This is a messenger RNA of Pocillopora verrucosa, 1234 nucleotides long. The record is from RefSeq and is a predicted model, not a curated record. Lineage: Eukaryota; Metazoa; Cnidaria; Anthozoa; Scleractinia; Pocilloporidae.
AUGGCGUUUCUUUGCCUGAGGGGUCUUGCUAUGUUCUCUGACAGCCGUCUGUCGAGCACGGACCAAAUACGACUUAUCAAAAUUAUUGAAACAAACUCAAGGAACGGUGCAAGAUUUUCCGCCGCGUGUGAUAAUGAAUUACCAGUUUCUGAGGCUCAAGCGUUGUUAUUUGCUGAUGAUGGAGCUUGUGAUGAAGCAUCAUCCUUCGCCGAAGAGGUGAAUUUGCCUCCUAACUCGACAGCAGUUAGAGACCAGCUACAGCUCCUUGAACCAUGCGCAGGAGACGAGGCCCUGGAUGUGUUUUACCCUAUCCAGGUAGAAAAUCUGCUUUCGGAUCAACGAGUGGAGACAUCAGAGCCGCCAAACUUCCAGCAGGGAGAUUGUGCACUUCACAAUGGAUUGAGUUCACCUACCCCAGAACCAGCAGUACAAGAAUCACCACUAUCAGCAGAAAGCUCAAUGGGUUAUCCAGUACAAGAGAGUGAUCAGGAUGUUCGAGGUAGUCACCUGGUGCAAGAGACGUUAGGCCUGCGGCUACUGAGAGGAUAUGAUCAAUCUCGAUGUCAGCAGCAAACCAACGAUUUCCAAGUAAAUGGUGUGAGUUCCCUCGGCGAGAAUGACCAAGCAAUUCAGCAAAGCUGUACUAUGCAAGAAAUGCGAUUGUGGAAAAAGGAAACUACCAGGACCAAGCCACAAAAAGCCACAAAGGGAAUGAAUGCACGAGAUGCAUUUUUCAUAGCAGAGAUUACUGAGGUUAGCCAGCAUCGCUAUGUUGAUGCCAAUGGAAGCACAACUGCUGUCUUCACCUGUCCUAUCAAAACCGAUCGCUAUGGAUACAAGCUUGGCUUGAGGAUAUACCUCAAUGGCGUAGGUGAUGGAAGAGGCAGGUUUGUCGCCAUCUUUGUGCACAUGAUGAUGGGGAAGUAUGACAACUUUGAAGUAAGGUGGCCUUUUACUCAGAGGAUCACGCUGUCCAUUAUAGAUCAGAGUGGUGCCGAACGCCAUUUAAGCCAAAUCCUUCAAGCUCAGCCUAACAUGAUAGCCUUUCAGAAGCCAACAGAAGAGAUAAGUCGUACGGGAUGCGGUUUUGUAAAUUUUGCUUCCAUAGAAGAAGCAUUUAGUCAUGCUUAUGUAAAAGAUGACAAGCUCUUUCUUAAAAUUGAGUUUUCUCCCUAACUGCUACAUAACGUGCUACUCUCUACACACUCGACUGCAAAACUUUAAGUCUAAAAAA